Messenger RNA from Vigna unguiculata (cowpea), 1114 nucleotides. RefSeq names its product selT-like protein. Gene Ontology annotation, cellular component: endoplasmic reticulum membrane. The record is from RefSeq and is a predicted model, not a curated record. Gene Ontology annotation, biological process: cell redox homeostasis. NCBI's taxonomy places the organism in Eukaryota, Viridiplantae, Streptophyta, Magnoliopsida, Fabales, Fabaceae. Gene Ontology annotation, molecular function: thioredoxin-disulfide reductase (NADPH) activity.
ACAAAAGUAAAGGUGUGAGUGUGCGAUUUGUUUCUGAAGCCACAGUGGAAAACCACACCACACACUUCUCUUCUCCUCAGAAUCGCAUAAUUUUCAUUCUUCCAUUCCAUCUUCCAACUUCACUGGCUAUGGAUCGUGCUCAGCUUCUCUUGCUUGGUCUUCCUCUCUUUCUUUUCUGUUCUGACCUAUUUUCCCUCUUCACUCCACCACCACCGCCACCUCACCACCACCACCACCACCAUCACCAUCCACCGCACCACCAUCACCACCCGCCGCACCACCAUCACCACCCGCCUCACCACCACCACCACCAUCCACCCCACCUCCAUCACCACCCGCCCCAACACCACUACCAGCCGGUUACAAUAGAGUUUCCCCCCAAGAAAACCACCAGCAGUAUUGCAAAUGCGGGUCUCGGCAACACUGUCAACAUCAAUUUCUGCUCUUCGUGUUCUUACAGGGGAACAGCUGUGACAAUGAAGAAUAUGUUGGAGAUUGCUUUUCCUGGAACUGAGGUUGUUCUUGCUAAUUAUCCCCCAUCGCUUCCAAAGCGUCUGCUAAGCAAAUUGGUUCCAGUUGUUCAGAUUGGUGUUAUAGGAAUGGUUGUUGCUGGGGAGCAUAUAUUUCCAGUAUUGGGUUUUGCUGCACCUCCUCCAUGGUAUUUCAACUUGCGUGCUAAUAAAUUUGGAACCGUUGCUACUACUUGGCUUCUUGGGAAUGCCUUGCAGUCAUUCUUACAGAGCUCUGGAGCAUUUGAAAUUUACUUCAAUGGUGAACUGGUUUUCUCUAAACUGAAGGAGGGAAGGUUUCCCGGAGAGAUCGAGUUGAAGGAUUUGAUUACCAAAAAGAUGACAAAUUCUAUAGGUGUUAAUGGUGUGUCAGAAUUAAUGUCUUAGUGUAUUUGGUGCAGGCAUAUUUUGAACUGUCAUAAAAUGUAACUGGAUCUGACAUUGCACUGUGAAGUAAGAGGUUUGUAUACAUAUGUCUUAGGAAUAUCAUGUUGUAAGGUUCUGCCAGGUGCAUAAACUUUAUGUAUUGAAAGAACUAAGUAACUGCUGAAGGAAAAACUCAGUUAAUAGUUUGUGCAGAGUUUAAAUACUCUAAUUUGUUUUCA